AUGGCCACUGAAGGUGCUUCCACUUCCCCCAUCCCCAUUGAUGAUCUCACGAAGAUCACUACCGAGGCUUGCGAGGAAGCAUUGAAGACCAGCAAUGGUUACGACCAUGACAAUGUCGGAACCUGGAACUCCCAAAUUAUCAACACUGUCCUCAAGGCCCUGAUCAACGCCACCGCACCUUCCGAAGCCUCCAAGCCCCCUCCCUUCCGUUUCACCGUGAACAGCACAAUCGUCCAGCAAGGCGUGAUCGACGAGUCCGCCGCUGCGGACGGCGCGCUCAGCAAUGCCGGCAAGCGCGGCAUGCACUCUGCCUCCGGCGCCUUCUGGGAUGUGAACCGCGAUGGCAUGUGGACUUUCAAGUACACCGGUGCCGAGGAGCGGGGGCUGGACGUUGUUGUCUGCGUCACCUGGUUUGCCGUCGUAUAA
Molecule: messenger RNA, 426 nt
Organism: Penicillium salamii
Lineage: Eukaryota; Fungi; Ascomycota; Eurotiomycetes; Eurotiales; Aspergillaceae
Source: the annotation of a GenBank genome assembly